Molecule: messenger RNA, 1042 nt
Organism: Lacerta agilis (Sand lizard)
Lineage: Eukaryota; Metazoa; Chordata; Lepidosauria; Squamata; Lacertidae
Gene: MIF4GD
Product: MIF4G domain containing
Exons: 6
Coding region: 245-913 (222 amino acids)
Biological process (GO): regulation of translational initiation
Cellular component (GO): cytosol
Molecular function (GO): protein binding; translation activator activity; RNA binding
Source: RefSeq, a predicted model, not a curated record
GAUUUUUAGAAUUUUUAUUAUUGUUUUUAUUUUGCUGGUGGCGGGUCGAAUUCGUGCAGGAUGCCCAUCCUGCAUUUGCACUCCAUGCUUGAGUUGCUGCCUUUCCUGCUCCUGCUGCUGUUCUUCAUGGCUGUGGGCUUUUUCCUGAUCUACCUCCACCGACCAGAACCAGAAACCAAAAAGAAUUAGGUUACCACUAACUCAGCUGCUCCCCUGAUCUAUCGCCACUGAAGGAGGGAAAGAAAUGGGGGACACAGGCAAAGAAGAAUAUAAAAUACACUCGUUCGAUACAGAAAUUCAGCAGCUACUCAAAACAGCCCUCAAAGACCCCAGCAGUGUAGAUCUGGAGAAGGUCGCCAACGUAAUUGUGGACCAGUCCCUCAAAGACUCUGUGUUUAGCAAAGAGGCCGGGCGUAUCUGCUACACCAUCAUCCAGGCGGAGAGCAAACAGGUGGGCCAGAGUGUCUUUCGGCGGGGGCUCCUCAACCGACUUCAGCAGGAGUAUAAAGACCGGGAUGAACUGCGAGCCCGUUCCCUCCAGGCCUGGAUCUGCUAUGUCACUUUUAUCUGUAACAUCUUUGACUACCUGAGGGUCAACAACAUGCCCAUGAUGGCACUGGUGAACCCAGUUUACGAUUGCCUGUUCCGGCUGGCGCAGCCAGAGAGCCUGCGGAAAGAGGAAGAGGUGGACUGUCUGGUGUUGCAGUUGCACCGCAUUGGUGAACAGCUUGAGAAGAUGAACACCCAGAGGAUGGAUGAGCUUUUUUCCCUCCUGCGAGACGGUUUCCUCCUGCAGGAGGGCCUUACCUCCCUUUCCCAGCUACUCUUGCUUGAGAUCAUUGAGUUCCGGGCGGCCGACUGGAAAAUGACAGAUGCGGCUCAGAAGUACUAUUACAGUGAGGUCGCAGAUUGAGCAGCCAGUUGCUCACCCUGGCUCAUGCUGCCCAAAGCCAGAGUUUGAAUUUCCGCUCUGAACCUUUGCACCAGCAAACUUCACAUAACAACAAAAAAAGCUGCAAUUAUUUUUAAUACUUCCCUCCCC